Messenger RNA from Neospora caninum, 573 nucleotides. RefSeq lists its product as hypothetical. The record is from RefSeq and is a predicted model, not a curated record. The transcript has a single exon. Lineage: Eukaryota; Apicomplexa; Conoidasida; Eucoccidiorida; Sarcocystidae. The coding region runs from base 1 to 573 and encodes 190 amino acids.
AUGGCAAGCGCCCGUCUCGCUUGUUUCUUCGGGGCUGUGUUGCUCUGUUUGGCGCCUUCGUGUUGGAGGACUGCCCUAGCAGAAGAUCACUAUUUCGUUUUUUCGGCUUGCAAGAUAAGUUUCGGCCGAAUUCGGGCCACAGUCCACCCUGGUGAUACUGUGACGAUGCAGUGUCCCGGCGCGAUCUCAUCCAACCCCGCAGAUGUCUCCAAGUACGCAUGCCCCGGGGAGGACCCGAACUGCACGGAAACAACAAGAGCAAGCUAUCAAACCUUGUUCCCUAAGGCGCCGGCAGAUUUCGAGUUUUGGAGCGGGAGCGACAGUAUGGAAAGCCUCGGCGUGCUCCACAUUCCUCCGGAAACUGACGAAAUCACGAUCAGCUACUCGUGGCAAGCGGCUCUCAGCCGUAGCACAGGACAUGCCGCAGAAAGCCGCCUAAUCCUUGACAUUGAGAAGUCAGAAGAGGAGGUUGUGCGCACGCGUAUACCAUCGGGUGGGGCGUUACCCGGAUGUGAGUUGCCGUCUCUCCUUGCUCUCUUCCUUGCAGUGGUUUCUGCAAUAGCAAUGCACUAG